Necator americanus (New World hookworm) is the source of this 1428-nucleotide messenger RNA. RefSeq lists its product as uncharacterized. The record is from RefSeq and is a predicted model, not a curated record. Gene Ontology annotation, molecular function: catalytic activity. Lineage: Eukaryota; Metazoa; Nematoda; Chromadorea; Rhabditida; Ancylostomatidae. Bases 1 to 1428 code for a protein of 475 amino acids. Gene Ontology annotation, cellular component: extracellular matrix. Gene Ontology annotation, biological process: larval heart development; cell adhesion involved in heart morphogenesis. The transcript has a single exon.
AUGGCUGCUGAUAUGCUGUGUCUUGAACUACUCUCUCCUUUCACACCUCAUUCUCUCAAAUUUGUAGUUACGUAUCGACCUCCAGAUUCUGCUAAGACUGAUGAUGAUACCUUGUUUGAUUUUAUUUUUGAACUCUACCUUUCGUCUCCUAAAAUCAUAAUUGUGGGAGACUUCAAUAUUGACAUGAAGAAACAUAGUAAUUCCACUACUGAACGCUUCAGAACUUUAUUGGAAAGUUGUGAUCUAGCCCAAAACAUUCAUGCUUCCACUCGUUUACGUUCCAUUCUCGACCUCGUUCUUUCUCCCGGAUCUAGUAUCACUGGUAUCGAAAUUCUGCCUCCCUUUGCCAAUUCCGAUCAUAAUGUUGUUUCUUUCAUGUUCGACUUUAAUACUGAUCAACCCCUCUAUCUGCCCUUGCCAGAUUUCAGUCAAGUAAACUAUUCCGAGUUACGUAAAUUUCUCGCUCGUGUGGACUGGCUGGAAGUUUUCGACAACUAUCAGUCGGUUGCAGAAAUGUAUCGCCGUUUUUGCCUAGUGAUGUACGAUAGUUUAGCUAAGUUUGUCCCGCUGAAGUUUAACAAAAAUUAUGUACCUACUUAUCCUUUGCAUUUACGAAAUCUAUUUGACCAAAAGAAUCGACUCUUCUACCUACUUGAUAACCCUUUGAACAACGCUCUCUAUAGAAAAAUUUGCGCUGAUCUUGACUAUCACAUGAAAAAAUACCUUGCAUAUCGUGAGCGGCGUUUGUCGAAAACAUGUAUGAAAAAGUUUCAUAACUUCCUCGUUAAAAGAAUUAAACAAGCACAAAAACUGCCUGUGUUGAGGACUGACAAUGGGAAUUUGAUAAAAACCGAUCUCGAAAAAGCUAACGCACCUGCUGAAUUCUUCGCUUCUAACUACUCAUUAAAACUGAAUGAAAGAAGUCAUAAUCUUCCAUUGCCAACUACUGAUUCCUCUGCCACUCAGGUUCCUCAAAGGUCCUUCGACUUUGUCAUCUAUCCAAAUGAAGUCCUUACCGUUCUAAAACGUUUAAAUCCUUCGUUUUCAUGUCCCUACGAUGGUAUUCCCCAGAUAGUUUACCAAAAAUGUGCAGAUGUUUUGUGUCUUCCUCUUGCUCAUAUUUUUAAUGCGUCGCUUAUCUUCAGUGAAGUUCCUAACAUUUGGAAAGAGGCACUUAUUACCGCAAUACCCAAAAAAAAAAACAAUUUUAACGCUCUCUCGAACUUUCGCCCCAUCAGUAUAGUAUCCUCCGCAAGCAAAGUUUUGGAAAAAAGAAUCAAAGAAAAACUAAACGAGUGGCUAUCAUCAAGAGAUGUCAUUCCUUCCGAACAACAUGGCUUCCAAUCUGGAUCCUCCACUACUUCACUACUGUCCGAUUCGGUCUAUGGUCUAUUGGAUGACCGAGGUAAACAAAGGGAAGUCAGUUAA